Messenger RNA from Patiria miniata (bat star), 2130 nucleotides. RefSeq names its product discoidin domain-containing receptor 2-like. Bases 1 to 2130 code for a protein of 709 amino acids. Gene Ontology annotation, biological process: cell surface receptor protein tyrosine kinase signaling pathway; protein phosphorylation; positive regulation of kinase activity. The record is from RefSeq and is a predicted model, not a curated record. Gene Ontology annotation, cellular component: signaling receptor complex. NCBI's taxonomy places the organism in Eukaryota, Metazoa, Echinodermata, Asteroidea, Valvatida, Asterinidae. Gene Ontology annotation, molecular function: ATP binding; transmembrane receptor protein tyrosine kinase activity. The transcript is spliced from 12 exons.
AUGGCAGGACAGAUUUGGAGACCAAGACGCAAGAGUCCAAGCUGGUGUGAACCUGCAAGUCUGGAGAUCCCUCCGUCUCCAGGAGGUGGCUGCACUCAACAUUGGAGAGGUGACACCUGCGAAAUGACACCACCGCCUGAUUGUCAACAUACUCUGCAUCUUCUGGAUCCCUCCACCGGAGCUGUGUUAGACGAUCCCGAAUAUGGCCCCGUCUGCGCCCAGUCCGACACUACGCGUGAAUUCGAGUGCAGGAUUCAAAACGCCAGACCUGGGGUCUGGAAGUUCACAUGGAUGCUUGGGAAUCAGACGAUCGCUACUAAAAGCGAGGCACGGACCGGAGCUGGGCUUGUCAACGUGAGCAGCUGGCACAUCGUGGGGAACCCUGGCAACGAGACUCGAGAAAGUAACCUGACGUGCCUUGCAACGAGCAGUGAUCAGUCACUGAGCACCAGAGUGCUGAUAACGUCUUGUGCAGGUGAAAAUGGAGUGUUGAUCGUCAUAGUAACUGUUGUCAGUUGUCUAAGCACAUUGGUUGUCUUGGCAAUCGUGAUGUGCGUCAAGUUUCUAAGGAACCAAAGAGAACAGCGUAGUGUUCAGAUCAAACGUGACGUGCGAUUAUCAGUCGAAACGGAUGUUGCUUCGGACCAGGAUACUUUAGGACAAGAUCAAUCAGAGGUCGGCAAGUCAUUGGAGGUGAAAUAUGAGGACAGAAUUGAACCACAAGAUCCACAAAAACGGGAGGACAGAAUUACACCACAAGGAACACACAAAUACAAAGACACAAUUACAUCGCAAGAUCCACACAAAUACGAGGACAGAAUUACACCACAAGGUCCGCACAAAUACGAGGACAACAUUUCAGAGCAAUGUUCUCACAAAUACGAGGAUAGAAUUGCACCAGAAGGUCCACACAAAUACGAAGACACGAUUAAAUCGCAAGGUCCACACAAAUACGAGGACAGAAUUGCACCAGAAGGUCCACACAAAUACGAGGACAGAAUUACACAACAAGGGCCUCACAAAUACGAGGACAGAAUUACACCGCAAGGUCCACAAAACUACGAGGACAAAAUUGCACCACAAGGCCCACACAAAUACGAGAAGAGAAUUUCCAAGCAUGUUGCACACACAUACGAAGAUACCAGCAAUCUGCAGGAGAAAACACCAAUGCUACCUGAUAGUGGUGAUGGAGAAAACAUUCUACCCCCUUGGGCUGAGAGGUGGAAGGUGCCUCGCUGCGACCUCAUCAUGGAUGAGCGAGUCCUCGGCUGUGGGAACUUUGGCGAGGUGCGAUCAGGUGGUGUGAUGAAAGAUGGAGAACUGACAAGGGCUGCGAUCAAGAUGCUCAAAGGCCAUGCAUCGACGAGUGAGAGAGAUGAUUUCAUCAAUGAACUCCACACGCUGACCUCUUUUGACCACCACCCUAAUGUCGUCUUGCUGCUCGGCGCAUGUCAGCAUCGGCAGGUGUUGUACGUCGCGUUGGAGUAUCUUCCCCGCGGUGAUCUGCGCAGCUACCUGCGGACGGUUCGCUCACAGUCAGACUCAGACGAGGAUGCCUUGUCUUCCGAUCAGCUGGUGAAGUUUGCCCUGGAUGUUGCCAAGGGAAUGGAACACCUUGCUAAAGCGGGGGUGAUCCACCGAGAUUUGGCUGCCAGGAACAUCCUACUAUCUGAAGGGCUGACAGCUAAGGUUUCAGACUUUGGACUGUCCAGAGGGGAGGAUAUCUACGUCCAAACAUCAAAGAGACGAUUUCCAGUCCGCUGGUUGGCUAUUGAGUCAAUCAGGUAUAAGAGGUACACGACAAACAGUGAUGUGUGGUCUUUUGGCAUUCUCUUGUGGGAGAUAUCUACAAUUGGGGGAACCCCCUAUCCGACCACUAAGAGCGAGUCACUGGCCAGGAAGCUGAAGGGAGGAUACCGUAUGCCCAAGCCCAGCAACUGUGACGACAAGAGUUACGCCCUAAUGCGUAAGUGCUGGGAAGAGGAUCCGAACAAAAGACCAAGUUUCUCUGAACUGGUUUCUACCCUAAGUGACAUGGGUGACAGCAAAAUUCAACAUACCUAUUUUUCGUUUGGCCGAGUGCGUUACGAGAAUUUGAGUGCAAUUCGGCCCGAGUUUGAUGACAACUGA